AAUAAUUUAAUAAUAAGAAUUCUUUCAUUAACAAUCUGCGUAUAUAAAUAAUGAUUAUCUGCAAAUAAAUUGCAGUAAAAGAAGUUAAUCUAUUGUGAAAAUUUUACACUUGAAAGUAAUGAAAACGUAUAAGUGUCUACGUUCAUUAUUGCAGUUAUGCAACUAUACUUCGUAAAUAAAAUUAUGCUUGUCGUACAACGUUCGUGUAUUGAUUCAAUGAGUUUAACGAGAAAAUAACAAUAAAAAAAUAAAUUAAUUUGUAUCAACGCAUGCGAAAAUGUGUGAAUAAAAUCGGGAAGAAAAGAAAAGAACGCAAUAACGACGUAAUAUCUUUGUAUAUUUCGACGUUGCUCGUGCGCAUCGAUCUUGCGCAUAUAUAACGAGCUCGACCAAAUUCGUACUUACUCGGCUCGAGUCGGCCAAGUCAGAGAUGCACGAGUCUUUCGGAGUGGGAUGGUUAGUGUUUCGUGACUUACUUCAUUUCCAGCCGAGUGUUCGUUCUUUCAACUCUGUUGAAGGACAACGGCAUCGUUCGUCAUACCUUUAACAUCUCCGUCUCUCGAAAAAUUCACUCUCAUGCGUUCAGUGUAUCCAAACGCAGUACAUCUCGAAAUGUACAACGAAGUGUUAAUGUAGUAUUUAUUGCAAGUCGUGGAACGACGGAGACGCCAUUCACGUGCUGGACGUCGCGAAACCGAUAUCGGACAUAGGAAGUGCUACAACAGCUCGCGUGGCUCGAGGUACUUGCAAGGAGAAUAAUUCGAAUAAGAAUUUUUUUUUCCUUUCGAUAUGGAACAGAAGAGGCUGUACAAGGUGGUGCUCACAGGAGGACCGUGCGGCGGAAAGACGACAGGACAGACACGGCUUUGUACGUUCUUCGAAAAUAUGGGAUGGAAGGUGUUCCGUGUUCCCGAGACAGCGACUGUGCUGCUCAGUGGCGGCGUCAAGUUUUCAGACCUGAACGCUGAAGAAGCAGAACGAUGUAAAUCGUGCUCGUCUGAAGUACCAAACAAAAAGAAAUUGGAAGAUAACGCAAAGUGGCCAGAGAUUUUGGAAGUCGAUUCGAGUAAGGGAUUCAAAUUUCAAGAGAAUCUCUUACGUACGAUGAUACAGAUUGAAAAUACUUUUUUUCAAUUAGGCGAAAGCUGUUCGAGAAAUUGCCUUAUAAUCUGUGAUCGUGGUGCCAUGGAUGCAUCGGCAUUUAUCUCGAAGGAUAAAUGGGAAUUGAUGAUGGCUUCUAAUGGUUGGAACAACGUGGAGUUGAGAGAUAAUCGAUAUAAUCAGAUCAUACAUAUGGUAUCCGCAGCGAAUGGCGCAGAAGAUUUUUAUUCCACCGAGGAUCAUGCUUGUCGUUCGGAAGGCGUCGAACUUGCAAGAGAAUUAGAUUACAAAGCUGCGGCGGCUUGGGUCGGGCAUCCUUACUUUGACGUGAUUGACAAUUCGCAAGAUUUCGAAAUGAAACUCUGUCGUAUGAUCGAAUGCGUUUGUCAGAAGCUAGGUAUCGAUACGGGUGAUCGAUUACGUUCUAGCAGUUGUAAGGUCAAGUUCCUCGUAAAAGGUCCUCUACCGUUGGACAACGAAUUCCCGCCAUUCCAGGACUUCGAUGUCGUACAUAACUACCUCCAAAGUAAUAAUCCAAAAAUGCAGGCUCGUCUGCGAAAACGUGGUCAAAAAGGUCACUGGUCUUACAUUCAUACCAUCAGACGACCAAAAAUGUGUGGUCAAGUUAUCGAGGUAAAAACCCAAUUAACACACAGAGACUAUCUAAAUAUGUUAGCGCAACGCGAUGAUUCCCACUUCACUAUCUUCAAAAGACGACGUUGUUUCCUUAUCAAUAAUCAGUAUUUUCAGCUGGAUAUAUAUAAAGAGCCGGCACAUCCAAGAUGCCGAGGUCUCAUGUUACUCGAAACUUAUACGGCGUUGACGGGAGACGAUUUGAAAAAUAUCCUACCACAGUUCCUUAUUAUCGAGAAAGAAGUUACCGGGAAUCCCGAUUAUAGCAUGUUCAAUCUUAGUUUGCGAGAAGAAUGGAAUAGCACGAAUAAAUAUUGCCACAAUUUGCAUGAUUACGCUCUUGCAGGAUUGCCGCCAGAUUCUGGACUGCUGGAGAAUAAACGUCUUAAUCUUUCAGAUGUGAAAGAUUCUUCUACGACUAGGAAACAAGUUAAUGGAGUUGAUUUUAGGAUCGGUGGUAUAGAACGCGAUGUAAAUAAUGUUAUCAAUGUAGAACCAAAUGGUAUUAACGGUGUGGAAAAUGGAGAUAGUAAAUAUUCCGAUUUAAAUAAUGUAAAGAGCAAUCAAGAGAGUCAAAUGCGUCUAUGUAAUAGUCCAAUGAAAAAAUUAAAUGAUUUGCCACAAGAAAAGCAAAUCGAAGAACAUAAUAAGAAUGGCUUUCACGGUAGCGUUAAAGCAUAGCAGUGACAAUACAGAGAAAGAAAGAGAGAGAGAGAGAAAGAGAAUGAGAAUGAGUGAGUGUAAAAACAGAGAGAGAAAAAGUUGAAUAAUUUCCAGAAGAAAAAGAUGUCAUAUAUUUUAUCGGCACUGGCAAAAUUACACAUUAUAUAAAAAAGAAUUUACAUAAAAAGAUUAUUUUUUAAUCGAUCCUGCGUGUUACACAUUUGGAUAUCUUCCAUUAAUAGAAUGCACUUAAGGAUUCAAUCGUGACUUGUGUUCUUCGUUGAUCCAUCAACAAGUGAUGUCCAAUGAAAUACCAAGUAUUUUUACACUUGAAUAAUGUUUCACUUCCUUAUUUACUAUGUAUUUUACUACCAAAAGUAUUGUCUUGAUUUUUAAUUAAGGAAAUUACUAUGAAUGAUUCUGAUAAUAUAUAUAUAUAUAUAUAUAAAAUUUUUGCGGUAUAAAAAAACAAAAGGAGCACGUGAUUGUAUGAUUUUUUGAAAUAGAACGUACAAUCAACAAAUUUUCUCAAUAAAAUCUAUUGUCAUUUUCUCCAUAGUAAUUAACAUCUUUCCCAUUAAAUGUCUAAAACUUACGAAGAAAAUAAAAAUAAAAAUAAAAAAAAAAAAAAACCAAAAUAAAUUAUAUAAAAUAAAAUAAAAAUCAACAAUUACCAAGAAACUUUUAUCAUAACUUUCGAAUUUCAAAUAAUAGCGUGAGAAUAUUAAAUGGUAGCUUAAUUUACGGAUGUGGUGGUAUUAAUUAUCAUAGAUAUAUAUGUGACUAUCUUCUGUCGACUGUAAGAUGCACAUUGCUUGUCUAUUGAUUAUUAUCUUGUAGAUUAAAAAAGAAAAAAAAAAGAGUAAAAAAGUGAUGGAAAAAGUAUGUUUCAACGAUUGUAAUGUUCUGUAACAUACGAAAAUUACGUAUUUAUAACAUAAAAAAAAAAAAAAUAAAACUUAUAGAUAGUUAGCGGGCACAUACCCGUUCCAAAUAACUUAAAUAUACAUAUUAUGAUUUAAUUAUAAAAAAAAUUUCUGUGAUUAAUUGCAGAAGUAUGACUGAGUUUCUACGAAAGAUCAUAAUUUAUUACAGAUGUAUAUCAAACGGAUUAAGAUCUUCGAAUAACAGUGGCAUGAUGUAUAAAUAUGUUUUCUUCAGAAAUUAAAACAAAACUAGAUGAACUAUGGUGGCUACACUCUUUGUGCUUAUUUACAUAGGACAGACACGUUUACUACAUUUUGCCAUUCUUUAAAGAUAAAGUGCCUGUGAGAUAUUCAGUCGCGAAAAUAAAAAAAGAAUGAUAUAUAAAUAUAUAUAUUUUCAAUGAAAAAUGCAAUAAGUUAUUAUCACUUAUCUCAUGUAUAAUGGAUCUGAGCUCAUAUUGUACCCAUUAUUGUCUAAUAAAAUAUCAUGUGCCUAUCAA
Molecule: messenger RNA, 3823 nt
Organism: Vespa mandarinia (Asian giant hornet)
Lineage: Eukaryota; Metazoa; Arthropoda; Insecta; Hymenoptera; Vespidae
Gene: Ttd14
Product: TRPL translocation defect 14
Biological process (GO): photoreceptor cell maintenance
Molecular function (GO): phosphatidic acid binding; GTP binding; phosphatidylinositol binding
Source: RefSeq, a predicted model, not a curated record